AUGAAUCACAGUAAAGUUGAAUUUGAGCCUUUUGAAUAUUCCUACUAUGACUAUUCAGACUGGUACUCCAACAACGCAGAGCCAACCAAACCACCCAAAGAAGUUAUUUUACCAUGUUACCCAACAGCAGAUGACAGACUCUUCCACGUAUGCAUGCUGUCAAUAUCUCUGGUGGUCAUGUUGAUCCUGGCAGCUCUCUCCAGGAAAAACAAAUUCUGCCAAGGAUUUGCAAGAGGAUCCUCCAGCAUCUUCAGUCCGACCAACUUCCUGGACCAGACUCAGGAAAAGGGCCUGACCAUGGCUGUGUUUGGACUGGUGUUCAGCAAGCUGGCUAUGCUGGUGAUCGCCCCGGACCCACUGCCUUUCUGCAGAGAUACUCCAGCGGAAAUUAAAGAGUACAUGAAGAUCAUCGCCAUCUUCUACUAUCCAGUCCUGUAUUAUCCUCUGUUGGUCUGCGGCACUCUGCAGCGUAAAACAGGUUAUGUGUUCGGGGCGCUCCUCUCCUUCAGUCACUUCGGGGUCCUGGUGUGGCAGAAGUUUGACUGUCCAAAGACUCCAGAGAUCUAUAAGUUCUAUGCUCUGCUUGCGAGUCUGCCUCAGCUGGCCUGCCUGGCAUAUCUCUGUGUCCAGUUUAUUUUGCUGUUUGUCAAAGGACCAAAGACUGAUGAGGACCUCGACAGCAGCUACUACAACGACUACGUGAAGUCACUUCUCAAGAAAAAGUCGUCCGCUGUCAGCUCUUCAGCUACAGACAAACCAACACUGGCAGAGAGAAUACUGGAGGUGCCGAAGAGUUAUAUUUAUAUACCUGAAAAAGUGUUUCGUUUCCCGCUCAAGCUGGCGGUGUCGGCGUUUGUUGCUUUAGUGGCGAUAUAUCAUACGGCGUUGCUGUUGGUCGUGAUGGUGGUCCCCACUCUCCAUAUUGUCCGUGCUGGUAUCGAUGAAAACAUCGCCUUCCUGUUACUGGGCUUCGGGAUCGUCCUAUCAGACAACAGGAUGGAGGUCGUCAAGAUCGUGACCUUCUACACCUGGUUGUUGGAAGUGUGCUACCUGUGUGCGAUGACCCUGUCUUGUUUGGUUAGUCUCAUCAUGCUCAUGAGGUCCAUGGUUCUCCACAGGUCAAACCUGAAAGGCCUGUAUAAGGGAGACAUUUACAACAUCUAUAACAGCCAGAAGACCAUCUCUCCAUCUAAACCUGGUAUCGUCUGCUGGAUGGGAUUGACAGGAUACCAGGCUGCAAUCGUCUGCUUUGGAAUGGCCAUCCAGACUGUUGUGUUUUUCAUCUGCUUCUUGUUCCUGGUGUUUCUGAUCAUUAUCCCUAUUUUUCACGGCCGUAACAUCAUCGUCUUUGAAAUCGCAGGAAAGGCAUGGCCUGCCUGGGUCACACUGACACUGGUGACAGUGCUUCAGCAUGUGACUGCCAAGUUUGCUUUCAUCAAAAAGGAAGCUGGAACAAGAGACUUGAACCACAGAGAGAGUCUCUUCCUCCUGACCUACCUGCUCUUCCUCAUCAACACGUUGGUGGGAGUGAUAGUGGCAAUAUGGAGAAUGGUGAUAACAGCUUUGUACAACAUCAUCCACCUGGGUCGUAUCGACGUCAGUCUGCUGCACCGCACCGCAGAGUCCUAUGACCCAGCCUACCGAUAUUACACCCACUUCUUGAAGGUGGAGGUGAGUCAGUCACACCCGGUGGUGAAGGCUUUCUGUGGGCUGCUGCUGGACAUGAUGAUCGAGGGCGGCAGAGCUGGACAGAAAAUACGAGACGCGGAGGAAGGGAUCCAGGAGAACCGGCCGAGCAAGGCGACCAGCAGUCGGAGGAUUCGCUCUCGCUGGCAGCUGCUCUACACGCUGGUCAACAACCCGUCCCUGCUGGGCUCCAGGAAGCACUUCCAGACGCUGCAGACCUCGGAGAGCAUCCUGAACGGCACCCCCAAAAUCAGCUCCAAGAAAGGCAGCAAGAAGGAGGCCCCCGAGCCUGACCAGUCCACGGAGACCGCAACAAACCAAGAUAAAACUGACUGAGCUCCCUGAUCUAGACCGUAGAGCUGGUGGUUUACUCCAAACAAAGUCAUAUUACAUGAGAGACAAAACAGUUCACAGGGAAAGUAGAAACCAAUCACAUUCAACACUAUAUUUUGGGUGAUGAAUGAGUCCAUUUGAUUAUUUUUUGUUAUUAUUAUUACUAUUAUUAUAUUAUUAUAUCGCCAAUACUGAAUGAUUCUUAAGAUUCCUGCUUUUCCAGUGGCAACAAUGCUAUGUCCAAGGUUCAGGACAGGUUAUGGUUAACUACAGCUGAGAUGUGAUUAUAGUUAGGCAACUAAAACAUUUGGUUAAGGUUUAGUCAAGAACUGGGAAUGUGUCACCUGGCUCUGUGAUCCAUACGAAACACAGAGCUGUCAUUUGGUUUUUGUGUGUGAACACGUCCAGUGUGAUCUUGUUUGGAGUAUACUACCGCUGUCAUACCAGAUUUUUGCUCGGUCCAGCUGGUGGCACUAGAAUAACCUAAAUCAUCAGUCAGGGUUUAUCCAGAGUCUGUGAUGUAGGUCAAGUCAGGCACAUGGUGAUAAACUCAAAGCCAGCAGAACAUUUGUUGUUGUCCUAAGCACAGUUUUUUAAAGCUUGAAAUUUGCUCCUGAUGUGAUUUAUUCACCUUCACAUAAGUGGUUGAAUGUCUUGUGGACCUGUGGGAUUUCUACAGACUGAUGCUGGCUUUAGAGUUUGUCUCCACCUGUUACUGAUGUACUAAGAUGCCUCUCAGCCCCAGUAGCAAUGGUUUCACAUGUGAAAAAAAAGCUUCGAAACUUAAAAUAAAAAGUAUCACUCACCAGGAAGCUGGUGGCAUUUAAUAAAAUAUAACUAUAUGUCUUCCCAUCAGCUCCAACAUGAAUCAGGUCCCAGCUACUGAUUAAAAUUAACUGUAAUUGUGUCACGCUUGUGCAAUAGUCUAGAGGCCUUUUAGUAAUUCCACACUGACAUUGCACAGACUGACAGAGCUGAUCAAUGUCAGCAUCAGAACUGGAGCAGAGGAUCGAUUAGAGCUCGGACAUGAGUCUAUUAUUGCCCCAGGUUAAUGCAGAAAUGUCAGCACAUGCUGGUUCUCUGCAUGUUCUCUGUUCUCUUCGCUGAGAGGAUUUUGUAAGAUCACGGAUGGUAGAAUUUUAUCAACUUGUGUGAAGUGAUAACAUGAAAAAACACAAGAACUUUAUUCUUACUCCAGAAUAACCUUUGGUUGCUAGGCUACGGAUUUAAAUGUAAUAUAACUACCAUAUUUAUAUUAUACCAUACUAUAACAAAUAUAAAUGUUAUUGCACAUUAUAACAUGAAUAUGGCAGAUGAGAGUUUUCUGUUACAUGAUGCCUUUUAUUUCCUAUAUGCUGUUUUAAUGGAUUUACAAAUAAAGUUUUCUUAACAUGUGACAAGUGACUGCUGGAGAAAAAUAAAAGGCUCCAAUAGAAAGUAUGUUGUUAAAUUUGUUUUUUUUUCAUUUAUAUUGCUUUUAAAAACUGAUUGUUUUACAAAAU
This is a messenger RNA of Seriola dumerili (greater amberjack), 3521 nucleotides long. RefSeq names its product stimulated by retinoic acid gene 6 protein homolog. The coding region runs from base 1 to 2022 and encodes 673 amino acids. NCBI's taxonomy places the organism in Eukaryota, Metazoa, Chordata, Actinopteri, Carangiformes, Carangidae. The record is from RefSeq and is a predicted model, not a curated record. Gene Ontology annotation, biological process: vitamin A import into cell. Gene Ontology annotation, molecular function: signaling receptor activity; retinol transmembrane transporter activity. Gene Ontology annotation, cellular component: plasma membrane. The transcript is spliced from 17 exons.